AUGGUAGAGGAAAUGUACCAGCAAGAGUUCUCAGAUGAGAAGGUACAACCAUCACAAGCGUCGGGGACCAGUGAGCCAAAUUCUGACGAUAACUAUCCCCAGGCCACGUCAGCGGGAAAAAAGGACCCGCCGGAAAACUCCAACGUGGCCAAUAGUAGUAGUUACAGGCGGGGAAAACAAUUAAUGGAGCCGCCGUCCGGCGACCUAACGCCGGCGGAGUACCGGCGCUUGGCGGCAGGAUUGGGAUCGGGGUUUGGUUUGGUCGGUGGAGAGGGGACCCAUGAGGUGUCACUUACCCUGGGACUUAGGCGCUCGGGAAAUGUGUCUAAAAUGAGUCAACUCUCCAUUAGAGACUUCCAACCUUAUUAA
Messenger RNA from Striga asiatica, 369 nucleotides. The record is from the annotation of a GenBank genome assembly. NCBI's taxonomy places the organism in Eukaryota, Viridiplantae, Streptophyta, Magnoliopsida, Lamiales, Orobanchaceae.